Molecule: messenger RNA, 691 nt
Organism: Habropoda laboriosa
Lineage: Eukaryota; Metazoa; Arthropoda; Insecta; Hymenoptera; Apidae
Gene: GstS4
Product: glutathione S-transferase-like
Exons: 5
Coding region: 41-661 (206 amino acids)
Biological process (GO): glutathione metabolic process
Molecular function (GO): glutathione transferase activity
Source: RefSeq, a predicted model, not a curated record
GUGAAUUGCCGUACGUUGCACUUGAGUUUCUCAGAUCACGAUGGCGGUCUACAAAUUGAGAUACUUCAACGUGAUGGGAUUAGGGGAACCGAUCAGGUAUCUUCUCAGCUACGGCGGCGUCGAAUUCGAGGAUAUCCGGUUGGAGCAUAGUUCGAAAGAAUGGGCAAACAUGAAACCAACGACCCCGUUUGGUCAAUUGCCCACGUUGGAAAUCCACGGGAAAGUUUACUCGCAAACGUUACCUAUUUGCCGUUACCUGGCCAAACAGUUUAAUCUGCUCGGCAAAACCGAUUUGGAUACGCUGCAGAUCGAUGGGAUCGCGAACGCUCUUCACGAUUUCAGACGGCUGACAAUAUCGAAUUAUUAUAGAGAGACUGAUCCGAUCUUGAAAGCGAAGAAAAAGGUCGAAGUAAUGACGAACGUGAUACCCCUUUAUUUGGACAAACUGGAGGACCUGGCGAAAAAAAAUGGCGGAUAUUUGCACGGUGGUCAGUUGAGUUAUGCCGAUCUAUUUUUCGUUGCUAUUUCCGACUCGUUGAGUACCGCCUACGAAUCUGACAUCACGAAGGACAAACCACACUUGAAAUCGUUGAAAGAAAAGGUUAUGGGGAUUCCCAGUAUCAAGGUGUGGAUAGAGAAAAGACCAAAGUUGGAAUUUUAACGAAUCAUGUGUAUUUCUGACGUUUCUGUG